GGAGUACAAGGGCACAACGUUCAACGGCCAUUGCUCUAGGGUUUAUACCUCUCAGUGGGAAUGUCGCAGAGCGGGAAAUUGAUGCCAAAUCUUGACCGGAACAGCACGAAGUUGCUGAACCUCACCGUCCUUCAACGGACGGAUCCAUUCAUCGAGGAAAUUCUCCUCACCGCAGCGCACGUCACCUUCUACGAAUUUAAUAUUGAGACAAGCCAAUGGAGUCGAAAGGAUGUCGAAGGAUCUCUCUUUGUUGUUAAGAGGACUUCUCAACCUAGGUUCCAGUUCAUCGUAAUGAAUCGCAGAAAUGCAGACAACUUAGUUGAAGAUCUUUUGGGGGAUUUUGAGUAUGAUGUCCAGGUUCCAUAUUUAUUAUACCGGAAUGCUGCCCAAGAAGUGAAUGGUAUAUGGUUUUACAAUGCUCAUGAAUGUGAAGAAGUUUCCAAUCUAUUCAAUAGGAUUAUAAACGCAUAUUCAAAGGUUCCUACAAAGUCAAAAGUACCUCCAGUCACGAGCAAAUUUGAAGAGCUGGAAGCAGUUCCAAGUAUGGAUGUAAUUGAUGGUCCCUUGGAGCCACCAAAUGCAACCACUUCUAAUCGCAGAGAUACUCCAGAUGAGCAUAACUUUGUGAACUUUUUCAGCUCCGCAAUGUCAAUUGGGAGCGCUUCCAAUUCACUAUUUCCCGGACAUCAUUCUCAUUCAUCUGCAAGCACUACUCAAACUCCAUUUUCUCAGAAUGACACUCGUACCCCUAUUGCACACGUUCAGACUCAACCUGUUGUAAUGCCUAACCCAAUGCAUCUCUUUGAGGCACCGCCUGAAGCAGAAGACAGUAGCAGUAAAAGGUCAACAAAUUUGAUAAUGCCAUCUUUGUUUUUUGGUCCGAAUCCUUCCGCUUCCGCAUUAGUAACAAUACCCUCACCCCCUUCAUCUAUGCCCACUGCUCCUCCACUUCAGCCUCCUGCUGGGACUGUAGGGCGCCCAUAUGGUGCCCCUUUGCUUCAGCCAUAUCCUCCACCUUCACCCCCUCUAUCCCUCACUCCUGCUGCUCCUCCAAACAAUGGGAUUGUGAUUAGCAGAGAUAAGAUCCGCGAGGCCCUUCUCAUUCUUGUUCAGGAUAAUGCGUUCAUUGACAUGGUUUGUGAGGCACUACUGAAGUGUAAAGAGUGAACUUUAUUUUGAGACAUUUAGAAAAAAAGUGAUAAAUUUGUUCAGUAUACAAUUUUUAGCUUUUUGAGUAAUUUUAGAGGUAUAUCAAGUUAGACACUAAUUGCCCGCAAAGCAUAGCCCAAUUGAUUCCGGAAGGGGCAGAUUUGCAACAAGGUGUAUGGGACUAUGGGUCGAUUUUCCGUUGCGUGUACGCUGUGUAGUGUGUGAGUGAUAUUCUGAGACUAUUUUGGACUAAAAGAAUGAGCUCCUU
Cuscuta campestris is the source of this 1417-nucleotide messenger RNA. The record is from the annotation of a GenBank genome assembly. Lineage: Eukaryota; Viridiplantae; Streptophyta; Magnoliopsida; Solanales; Convolvulaceae.